Molecule: messenger RNA, 1659 nt
Organism: Danio aesculapii
Lineage: Eukaryota; Metazoa; Chordata; Actinopteri; Cypriniformes; Danionidae
Gene: inka2
Product: inka box actin regulator 2
Exons: 2
Coding region: 223-1203 (326 amino acids)
Cellular component (GO): nucleus
Molecular function (GO): protein kinase binding; protein serine/threonine kinase inhibitor activity
Source: RefSeq, a predicted model, not a curated record
UCUGCUCGGGGGCACGGAUGUCUCCUGAAUAUGUAAUGUAAAGUAUGUCAGAGGCUAGAGAAGGAAUAGCAUAUUAACAUGCUGGUCAUACUUCAUCACUAAUCAGAAACUAAAGCGAAGGGAACCAAAGAUCUUACGACAUCGAAUUGGAUGAAGAUUUAAAUCAAUAAACCAGCUUGCGUCAUUAAAAUAAUUUAAUUUUGUAACGUUAUAUCGGUAAUCAUGGAGGAAGGGAAAACGGAUAAAGAUGACAUGGAGAGCAACCUUCAGCGUCUAAGAAAUGAACUGGAUUCCUUGUGGCAGUCAGAUGAAGGUCUCCACGCUCAGAUGAAUUCAGUGAUCGGUGCUCUCCAGGAGCUCAAACUCUUGCAGGUCCAGACGGCACUGGACGAACUGGAGAUCUCCAACCAAACCAGUCAGGUCAAUCCAAACACCAGCUCCAUGCUUGAGCAGAGAAACCACAGCUCAAGAAGAGCAGCGCACAAUCCAGAAGAAGCUCUCGCACAACAAUGCUUUAACACUCGCCUCACCAUGGAACCUUCUUUGUUCCUUACAAGUUCUCCAGCAGAAAUGCGCCAUAUUCCUAGGACACAUGGACUCAGAGGAAUUCACAGAGGAAGCUUAAGCACUUCUUCGUCUUUUUCCUCUCAGGAAGACUCAACCGACAGCAAUUCCUCCUCAUACGCCAUUGACGACCCUAGUGAUUGGACUGCUUCACUGAUGAACCACAGCAGAAACAGACAGCCAUUAGUGUUGGGUGACAAUGUGUUCGCGGAUUUGGUUGGAAACUGGUUGGACUUGCCAGAAGUUGGAUGCCAGGCAUCAAGUGAGGAGGAGAACGGCUCAAACCUAAAAAACUCAAAUUCAGAGUCAUCAUCUACCACUCAUUACCAGCAUCUCUCCAAGAAACUCUCGCUAACCGCUAGCAUUUUCAAACGGGUUCUGCGCCGCGUUCGACCACGGCACAACCAAGAAAGUGAAGAGAUAGAUGUAUGCAAACAAGCUAAGCUCACACGCAGAAAGGCCAAAACAGACGCCAGCAAGCCAUUCUGGGGGGGAACAAGAGGAAUGAAGAAGAAAACCACGCCAAUUCAGCAGGAGGGUGUGGCCUGUCAGGGCUCAGAGGUUUUGAUGGACAGAUGGGCGGAGAUUAUGGAGAAGCAUACACCUGUGUUUGAUUACAACUCAGCUGUUUGGGUGUAAUUCUACAUGGAGGUGUUAUUGGCGUGUAAUUAGUGGACUUUAGGAUCAAAAUGUUUGUAAAUGCAAAUUUUCAAAACAUUUAAAUAAUGCUUAUACAUCAGAGUCAGGCAUUUAUUAUGGAUUAAGUUGGAAACAACACCGCGAAAUACAGCGAAUGGAAUGAAAACUACUCACUGAUAAUAUUUCUUUCAAAUUUUGAAUAAAAAACAUAUUUUUUGGGGGGAGGGGGUUUCUCGUAUGAUCAUUGGUCAAAAUAUUAAACAGGCAUUUGUUGGGAUUGGAAUUCUGGGUUAUUCCACCAAAUACUGCAUUCUUAAUUUAAAGCAUUGAUAUUUUAUUAUUGGUUAUUUUGAUCUAUUGUCAUUUUAUGCUUCAAUAGACUUUUUUUUUUCAAUUUAGCAGUUUUACCAACACACAAAACUAUAAAUUGUGAAUGCAGAGAAACAGAAUUUUCUA